Rhipicephalus microplus (southern cattle tick) is the source of this 5091-nucleotide messenger RNA. RefSeq names its product phosphatidylinositol glycan anchor biosynthesis class U (gene PIG-U). Lineage: Eukaryota; Metazoa; Arthropoda; Arachnida; Ixodida; Ixodidae. The record is from RefSeq and is a predicted model, not a curated record. Gene Ontology annotation, biological process: attachment of GPI anchor to protein. Gene Ontology annotation, cellular component: GPI-anchor transamidase complex; membrane.
UUGCAAAUAUGGCGUUGCUUUCGAGCGGGGUGGUUGUGGUUUUGGGAUUUAUAUUACGUUUGGGGCUUAUUUAUACACCUCUGGCGCGAUCGGUAUCCGAACGAGUCGAAGUGUCAACACCUAUGAACUCAUGGAGGCGGGUCACAGAAGGGCUCUACCUCUAUCGUAUGCAGCUCUCCCCGUAUGAUGGAGAUAUUUUUCAUGAGCCUCCUUUGAGCUUAAUUAUGUAUGACUAUGUCACAAAAACCAUGGAGAAGCAGUGGAUACCACUUUUGUUUAUUGCAUGUGACUUGGUGACAGCUUUACUUCUGGCACUUGGUGCAAAAAAGAGCAUCUCGUACAUGGUGCAAAAGGAGGCCCAGGUCAAGAAAGCAAAGAGUGCAAAGAACAUUACACUCACCAUGAAGUCAGCUGAUGCAGUUCCAAAACUUGUGUUGGCAGUGUAUUUAUUGUCUCCAUACAGCCUGCUAAAUUGCAUUGGCAUGGCUACAACACUGUUUUCGAACUUCCUUUUGGCUUUGUAUUUUGCCAGUUUUGUGUAUGGCUGGUGGCUUAUUGCUUCGGUCAUACUUGCUGUUGAAACAUACAAGUCAUUUUACCCUAUCAUGCUUUUACUCCCUGCACUGCUGUACCUGUAUGAGGUGAAAAGAAGUGCUUGUAGUCAUCGGCAAGCCAGCCUUUUAGUAUCAGCUGUUGUCAUCACCUUCUUGGUCACUCUGGGAGGGCUCCUGUAUGGAUCAUACCUGGUCACUGGCUCCUGGCAGUUUCUCCACUCUACCUAUGGCUGCAUAUGUGCUGUGCCAGACUUGACACCUAACAUAGGUGUCUUCUGGUACUUCUUUACUGAAGUUUUUGAACAUUUUCGGGUCUUUUUUCUCUGGAUCUUCCAACUUAAUGCCUUCGUCUAUAUGGUUCCAUUGAGCAUUCGUCUAAGGAAAGAACCACUACUCCUGUUCUUUUUACUGGUUGCAUUGACAGCAGUUUUCAAAUCCUAUCCUAGUAUCGGUGACGUCGCUCUCUAUACAUCUCUGCUGCCUGUCUGGAAGCAUGUCUUUCCAUAUAUGAAGCAGUACUUCCUGGUGGGCUGUAUAUUUGUAUCAUGCUCAGCACUUGCACCGCUUCUCUGGCACCUGUGGAUUUUUUCAAGUAGUGCCAAUGCCAACUUUUACUUUGGCAUUACAUUAGCCUUUAACACUGGUCAGAUUUUUCUCAUCACAGAUUUGCUAUUUGCUCACGUGAAGAGAAACUUCUAUCUUGAAAAUGGGGAUCCCAAAGAACUUGAAGAGAAGAAUAUGAAGUUAGAGCUGCGCUAGCAGCAGUGGACUUUAGAUCAUUUUUUUUUUUUUCAACUUCAAAUGUCGGUGGAGAGUUGCACAUUCAUUAUCUUGCAUUUCAUUCAAUGAUGGCAUUGUGUAAUAUCACAUUAGUAUGUGUGCUGUCGUGGUGAUAUGUUAGAUGUAUCAAAGUUGCCUACUCAACAUAAGACUGAGUACGUCACGUAAGUAGUCACCUGUAAAACAAGUCUCAACGCUUGUUGCAUAACUACUUUUUUGUAUAUUGCACUCCACAGUCACCUGUUUUUGCUCUUUAACGGCAAUAAGUGAAAGUAAGCAUUGUGUAGCUGCAAAAUGUGUAAAAGCUCUAAAACCUGAUCUCUUUCCCUUUGUAUCCUAAGAUGUUAAUUAAAUGGUGUUUUUCCCCUUAUUUUUUUAGGAUAGUUUUGUGUCAUAGGUGUUAGUGUUAUUUAUAUGUAAACUUCCUUGAUUUCUUUUUUGCUGUGACUGUGAUUAAGAUUGAAAACAGAGAGAGUUGGUGAUUUAUUUUGGGAUUUGUGCACAUGCUUCUUUUGUUGUUUCUUGUUUUGUGAUUACUUCACAAAUCACAAAAUAUGGUUUGAGUAUUUGUUAAUUUGGAUGGUGGUGGUUGAUUGAUGAGCAAAAUGAUGGUUUAUAACUCAGCACAGUGCACAGAACAUUUAACAUUUUAAUAAUAUUGUAAUAUAUCCUGGAACAUCGCAUAAAUGGUAAAUUAGCAGUGAGAAGCACUUGCUCAUAAUUGUGUGGUAUUACUGCUAUGGACAUUCUCAGCUUAUCCAAAGCAGUAGCAUUUACCAGAAUCAUAGUCCUGAUCUGUGCUUGUAAAAAGUGCUUGCUGUAACUUUUGUUCAGUACUAAAAACAUACUGGAGGCAUUGCAAUGCCUUUCAAAUAAUCUUUUCCUUCAGAAAUUUUUUGUAAAGGCUUAUUGUAGUAAUUUAAUAUAAAGAGUGUAGUGCUUACUUUCUCCAUUAUUGAAAAAAAUCAACAUAGUCAUGGGGAUGGGCAAUAAUUAUGGGCAGGUAAUCUACGGAUUGAAGGAAAUUCUCUUCAAGUUCAUUACAGCAAGGUUUUUCGUAAGUAAUGUAGCAACUAAUGUAAAUUCUUAGGUCUGUUUCACUGUGCAAAAAAGGGCUAACAACAUAAAAAAUUACGCUACUUUUCUGCACAGUCGCCGUCCAGAACUUUAAUUUGAUGUUAUCAGUGAUACCAAUCUGGUUAUUUCAUGAAACAGCAAAAUCCUUCAGGAAGUUUUUGUGCAUUGUCUUUCAUCUCUGGAAAAGCCAAGCGCAGGGGUGGUAUUCUACCAGUGCUCACUAAAUGGGCUGUUGGUUGCAGCAUGCACCGAUCGGAUAAAAAUUAGAGCGGAGUUCACAAUAGGCAUUCCCCUACUCACUCUCAAAAUUUAGCCAAUCGGAGGGUGUCUAAAUAGAUAUCACUAGAGCAUUGCAGACAUUUAAGUGUGUAAAUACAGGUUGCACAUUCCUGGAAAGAAAGUUUUCAAAUCCUGUUUUCUGAUGAGUUUAAGUAAGGAUGUGACCUAUUUCUGUGCUGUUUGAAAGAAGGUUGUGACCUAUUUCUGUGCUGUUGCUUCUUUCACGGGAACUCGUGACUGACUGGUGUAAUUGCCUGCGAUGAAAAAUCUUUACAGGAGCCAUGCUACUGAAUCUUAAUGAAUGGAGCAAAGUGUGCAUGGCACAUAUACCUCAGACACAUUAUGAAUGUAAUGUCAUGUUCAACAAGCUACGUUUGUUAAUACUGUCAUUUGCUUGCUGUCGUAUGGAAAAAAUUAACCAUUUAUGAUGAAAACCAAUUUUCAAGUGAAUGAUUGCACUGUAUUCACAUUAAAUUUAGAACCGAAUGCAUUGUGUCAAGGCCAGGGACAUUUUAGAAAAAUUGCUAAUUACUAGUCUUUUUCUAAUAUUUGUCAUUUAAAAUUGUGGUUUUUUAUUCUCAUUGCUGGUUCAUUGAUUUAAGAGCUCUUUGACAAAAAUUUGGUCUAAAUGCCAGUGGCUUUUAUUCUGCGGCCGCGAUUGUAUCGUCUGAUCAGUAUAGUUCAGUUCAUUUACACCUGCAUAUAGGAUUAAAUGUACAUGACCAAAAAGCUGCUCUCAAGGGACCAAAGCAGACUUCAAUGUGCUAUUAAAAAUUAUGGGAGGACCAUAUUGAGAACCUAUGUUGCAUAAAGCGGAUUGAAAAGGUGUAUGCGACGCUGUUGUUGGCUUGGCUUGAUUUAUGUUGUGCAGAUGUGACAAAUUAUAUAGAAUGGCUGGCAUAUACCUUUAAAGCAACUUUUACUAUUAGAAACAGCUAUUUAAAGGGUAUGUGAUAGUAAAUACAAACUUUUUGGCAUUUUUUUCUUCCGCAGUCACAGCACAAGAAGUUAUGAUGACAUUUGUCUUUGUCAUAUGGCAGCAUACAGGAAAAAUGAUGUUUUCUUAAGGUCAUUCGAUGAACAUCACGUUGCAAUAACCAUCUGAUGGAAGAAUUAAGUUACUUAUUAGUCAUUACAUUAACAGACAUUUAACCACAGCCUUUAACAAUGCAGGUUAUGCAUCAUAACAUUGUUUUAUGGUACUUGGAGCAUGCUACUUAUAAUUGUGAGCCAGACCUCAAAGGUACUGUACAUACCAUGUUAGCCUCAUUUCAGUGCUUAGUUUGUUAAAGCUUAUGCACAUCUACUUUAAAGAGCAAAUAGUUUAUUAUAAGCAACUACAAUGGCUGCUGUCUGCCUGUCAUCUCGUAAAUAUUGUGUUUUAGACAAGCUCGGUGAAUGUAUUGGUGUGGGUCAUCCCUUGUUUCUUCUUCUUUUUUGAUUUGUAUGUGAUUUUGAAUCAUUUCAUUAAAGUUAUUGCGGUACAAGAGAACAAUGUCAACAAUUAGGUACAGCCUGGAAAUGCACUGACCAGUACAAGGAAUUUAAUCUAGUGAUGCCAAGUAAAGUGUGUAUGCUGGUAUUUUGUCGCCAGAAAUAGCAUUUGAAAUAAGAAGUGGCUGUUUGGUUUAGUAGUAUUGCGUAUUGUAAUAAUUGUCAUUACUUGAGCUCACAAACGUCAACUUGUCUGUUUUGUUGUAAAAUAUAUGUUUGAAUGUUGACCGUCGUUUUUGUGUUGUGUGAAAAUGUGGUAUAAAAUACAGCUGUACAAAGGUAGUUUGUAAUCUGCUAUUGCAAUAUGCUAAAGGAACGCAUAUUUCUUGCCAACCCUAUUUUGCUGCUGACACUUGUACUGCAGUGGCCAAGUAAAUUUGAGUAUUAGUAAAACUGUUCUAGAAGAGCUAGAAAGAAUCUGUUAGCUAUGGCACUUGUAUAUUGUCAUGUCUGCAUCGUUUCUUUUCGUGGCCCUAACUGGUGCGUGGCUCCUCUGUGAUAAAUUGGUAACUACUUUUGCAUCAGUUCUAAAUACUAACUACUUAUGGUUAUUUGUAUAAGUGUGUUACAAAAGGAACAAAGUAAACAUUUUGCAUGUUAUUUUAUUGCUUUAUUUUUCAUACUAUAUGGUUGCAUACUUUUUGCAGUUAUUGUUGACGGCCGUUCUCACAACUUGUCAGAGCUGUUAUGUAUGCAUAUUUCACUGCCAGUGCAUUGGUAUUCAAUUAUGCUAAUAUACUAAGACCUGGAUUAGAGCUAGCAUAGCCAGGGGGCUGUGGGGUGUGGUCUAAUGAGCCAGAGAGAUUUGGUGUAAUAAUUAAAAUGUACAAAGCUAAUUAACAAUUUCUUGUUGGUGAAUCAUUCCAAUAAAACUUAAGGUGUGGCAAAAUAUUUGCGCCCCGACAAA